AUGGCUGCAGCUGCUACCAAUAACACCGAUCACAACGUUACAUCUAAGUCGUUGGUCGACCGGCCGCUCGACAUUGUCAACCUCAUCCUGCCUCACUGCAAACCUAGCGCUCUCGCAGCACUGGUCCGAACCUGCAAAACAAUGAGGAACCUCGCUAUCCCGGUCCUUUACGAACAUCUCGACCUCAGCUGCCGCGGUACUCUUCUCCCGGGAGUCUACGCCCACCCAUCCUGGGUCAAGCAAGUGCGCGAGCAGAAGUCAGUGAUACAAUUCCUGCUCCACAACCGCGGGAUCGCAAAGCUUGUGCGCACCUUCAAACUCACAAUCGGAGUAAACUACAAUCUACAAUCCAGUUUAGACCUGUACCUAGUAUUCGAGCUUCUAGAGAACGUGGAGCAGCUGGACAUCGAGGGCACCCUCUAUCAGGGCCUGGAUCCUGACAACCGGCCCCUUUGGUUGGAAGGUGGCCUCAACGAAAAGAUAUUCACAAGAGCAAAGACGAUUAAGUUUAGCGGUAUGCUGCACAGCUGGCUCGUUGAGCGGAUCCUUCUAGGUGGGGACAAGCCACAAUUGACAAAUGUUGAGGUGAGUCACCUUACGACAGGUAUCCUCCAGAUUAUCCAUGGCCGCAAGUUCUACUUCGAAAACGAUAUGCAACCUUAUUUCACCUUCAUGAUCCGUUUACGAGCAAAAACGCUCAAGAGCUGGGUCGCUGAUGGGAAGGGACAUCCACUGGGACCGUACAACGAGGCUGCAUCGAAUCUGUGGGGGGUGAGGGAAAUGGAGAAUCAUUUCUAUAGUCCGGAGAUCCAGCGGGAAUAUCGGCAGUGGGCACUGUGGGCUCGAGCCGCAUUUCAUGGACGUUGA
Molecule: messenger RNA, 867 nt
Organism: Didymosphaeria variabile
Lineage: Eukaryota; Fungi; Ascomycota; Dothideomycetes; Pleosporales; Didymosphaeriaceae
Exons: 1
Coding region: 1-867 (288 amino acids)
Molecular function (GO): protein binding
Source: RefSeq, a predicted model, not a curated record